Hyphopichia burtonii NRRL Y-1933 is the source of this 1289-nucleotide messenger RNA. RefSeq lists its product as uncharacterized. Gene Ontology annotation, molecular function: actin filament binding. The record is from RefSeq and is a predicted model, not a curated record. Gene Ontology annotation, cellular component: cytoskeleton. NCBI's taxonomy places the organism in Eukaryota, Fungi, Ascomycota, Pichiomycetes, Serinales, Debaryomycetaceae. The transcript has 3 exons. The coding region runs from base 232 to 1236 and encodes 334 amino acids.
GAGUACUUCAUUUAAAAUCUUGAUAAAGUUCAGUUUGUCAAAUACAAAAUAUUGCCAAUUGAAUUGAGUAUCAAAUAAUUCAAACAUUUCAAUACAUUCUCUUUUAGAUAGUAAAGGACAGAUAUUAGACGUUGGCUCAAUCAAGUUUUUAGGCUCUUUGGUAUUGGAUUUUGUUAUAUCUUGAUCAAACUUGGUUGAUCCAAUGAUAUUCCUAAAAAUGAUUUGAGUUUCAUGGAGCACAGCAUUUGCCCCGCCGUAGCCACUUUCCUUCUCUUUUCUGGAGGUAUUAUCCUCGAACGUUUUGGACGUUUGGAUUUAUCCAUUUUUCACCAAUUUUAUUCCCCCAGAAGCGAAGUCUCUAUUUACUUAAAGAAAAAAAGUCAGAUCAAGGAGUUGGAGCCCAAGGUGACAUCCAAAGGAUACAAGGUGGAGAGCCAGGGAAGCUCUAAUUUGGCCAAGGGAAUGCCCCAUCCCUAUCCCUUACCAAGGUUCAACAGCAAAGAGGAAGAGAUUCAACAACAGAAAGAACAUAUGGCUUGUGCUUUCAGGAUCUUUGGUAGAUUAGGUUUUGCCGAAGGGGUUGGGCUUGCAGGCCAUUUUACUUUGCGGGACGGGAAUACCUUUUGGAUCAAUCCGUUGGGGAAACAUUUUUCAUUAAUGAAGGUUAGCGAUUUUGUUCAUGUUGAUGAAGAAGGGAAUAUCUUACCGGACGGGAACCAGGCCGCCAUAAAUAAUGCAGGAUUUUCUAUUCACUCGGCCAUUCAUAAGGCUAGGCCUGACGUCAAUGCCGCUUGUCAUUUCCAUUCACCUUAUGGUAAAUCAUAUAGUGCAUUAGGUUUGCCAUUAGAUAUGAUAAAUCAAGAUGUAUGUAUUUUCUAUAAAAAUCACUCCGUUUUCACUGAUUUCGGUGGGGUUGCAUUUGAUCCAAAUGAAGGUAUUGCCAUUGCCGAAUCUAUUGGUAAUGGCAAAGGUGCUAUUUUACAGAACCAUGGGAUAAUAACCGUUGGUAAAACAGUUGACGAAACUGCUUUUCUCUAUAUGUUGAUGGAAAAUAGCUGUCGUUGUCAAAUCUUGGCUAACUCAGCUUUAAAACCGGGUGAUUCGUUGAAAAUCAUCAAAGACGACGUGGCUGCAUAUACCGAAGAAAUGACUGGCGACCCCGAAACUUUGUAUGGAGAAUUUCAACCCGACUACGAAUUGGAGUUGAUGCGCUCAAAUGGGGAUUUCUUAAAGUAAUUUAAUGUUUCUUGUACUUGUUUUAAUUAUAAAUAAACAUCCGUAUCGUCUCG